CCUCCAUGUUUCUUGCAUGAAUGCUCAUAUUUUAGAGGACAUAAGGGUCAAAAUAGUUCAGAUUCUUGCGGUUUCACAACAAUGGUGUGAGAAACUCUCCAUUAUCUUUGCCAGGGCAGAAACCAAAAAGACCCAGAAGAAGAAUACUCUGAACCAGUUCAAGGGUUCAUAUUUCUAGCUUCAUAUUCAUGGAGGGAAGCACAGUGAAAGUAUCGACCAUUCCCCUUUCUGCACUGGCCGAAGAGCUCUUACAGUUCUUAGAGAGUCAUAUUGGCCCUCGCUCCAUUUUCGCUUGCACCAUUGUUACAGAGAGAAGGAACUGGAAGUCCAAAGGCUUUGGUAGAGUCCAGUUUGAGACCUGUAACGAUGCGAAGAAGGCCAACGAUCUCUCUCUAGAAGGCAAACUGGUUUUUCAGGGUAACCACCUCUCUCUCACUCUAGGUUGUGAAGAUAUUGUUCCUAGGCCUUGCAGGGUCGAGAAUCGAGUAAACGGGGGGUUUCUGAAAGUGGGCUGUUUGGUUUAUGAGGAUUCAAUGUCGGUUAUUGGGUCUUGGAAUCUUGUGAAAGCUGAGCUCAUGCCUGAAAGAAAGAGGGUUGAUUUCUAUGUAUCUGAAAGGGGAGAGUUGUUUAAGUUAGAGACGCGCUUUGAAGAUAUAGUGGAGACAUUUGGGUGCCAAAUUGGAGGAACGAAUUUUGAUGCCAUUCUUUUACAGAUCAAGUAUGCCCCACGGAUUUACUGCAAAGUUCCAAGUUCAUCAAAAUGUGGAAGAGACAGAUACCACAUAUGUAAGGAAGAGUAUGAGUUUGACUGGGUUCGAACAACAGAUUUUUCAGCAUCAAGGACCAUUGGCCAGUCUACUUAUUUUUGUUGGAUGCUUCAUGAAAGUACUGAUAUUGCCAUCAUUAAAAAGAGUUUCCCACACCAUAAAGAGAUUCAAACCCUAUAUCUUGACAAAGGAGUAUCCUUUUGCUCUUCCUCUGAUCUGGUGCCCAUCAUUAAUACUUUGCCUGAUUGCAAGUUGGCUUAUGAAAUCCUUUUCCAGCUCAAUGCUUUGGUUCAUGCUGGGAAGAUAAGUGGCCCUACCAUUGGGCAAGAUUUGCUUGAUAUCUUAGCAGGGAAUGAAAAUGUUGCAAAAUUAGCCCUCGCAAAGUUGCAUAAAUCAGAAGCUACUUGUUAUGAUCCUCUGCAGAUUAUUCAAAGACACAUCAAUGAUAUCACGAGGAACAAAAAGAAGCUUCAAUCUCCAAGCUCGAGCAAAUUAGAAGAUCACAAUCUUAUGAACUGUCACAGAGCUCUUGUGACUCCCUCAAAGGUUUACUUUUUGGGUCCCGAGCUCGAAACUUCUAACUACAUCGUGAAGCACUUUGCAGCUUAUGCUGAUGAUUUCCUCAGAGUUUCUUUCGUCGAUGAGGAUUGGUCUAAGCUUCCUUCUGAUGCACUUUCUCCAAAACUUGAAAGUGGUUUCUUUGCAAAGCCAUAUAGAACAAACAUUUACAAACGUAUUGUCUCUGUUCUUAGAGAUGGGAUUGUUUUGGGGAGUAAAAGAUUUGAAUUCUUGGCCUUCUCUGCCAGUCAAUUACGUUCAAAUGCUGUUUGGAUGUUUGCUUCUAAUGAAAACAUAUCUGUGGAAAGUAUAAGAGAAUGGAUGGGUGAAUUUAAAAAUCUUCGCUGCAUAGCUAAAUGUGCAGCAAGAAUGGGGCAGUUAUUUAGUUCUUCCACACCAACAUUAAGUGUACCACUCCAUGAGGUUCAAGUCAUUCCUGAUAUCGAAGUUACCACCGACGGCAUCGAGUACUGCUUCUCUGAUGGGAUUGGAAAAAUUUCUCUCGCUUUUGCAAGGCAAGUUGCUAGAAGGUGUGGGUUGAAGCAGCCACCUUCAGCUUUCCAGAUUAGAUAUGGUGGGUAUAAAGGAGUGAUAGCAAUUGACCCCACUUCUUUUCAUAAGCUUGCAUUGCGGCCCAGCAUGCAGAAGUUCAACUCGAACAAUACGAUGCUUUGUGUUACCAAGUGGAGCCAGUCAAUGCCAUGCUAUUUGAAUCGUGAAAUCAUAACACUCCUAUCCACAUUGGAAAUAGCAGACCACAAGUUUGAAGCAAUGCAGAAACAACAGAUGACCCUUUUGGAUGACAUGCUAACAAAGAGAGAUGUAGCUCUAAAUGUCUUGGAGGACAUGAUUGUUGGCGAUUACAAAGAGGUUUUAACGAAAAUGCUGCUUCAUGGAUGUGACCCAAGUACUGAGCCUUAUCUCUCAAUGAUGCUUCAAGCUCUCCGAGAUCAUCAAUUGUCUGAUAUUAGAAGCAAGUGUCGCCUGUUUGUAUCAAAAGGUCGAGUGCUCUUGGGUUGCUUAGAUGAAUCUGGCACCUUAAGCCAAGGAGAAGUGUUUCUUCGAGUUACUAUGACGAAAGCAGAGCUAGAAAAUGAUGGUCAACCUUUCUUUGAAAGAAUUGAUGAGACAACAUCUGUAGUAGUUGGUGCUGUUGUAGUUACCAAAAAUCCAUGUCUUCACCCUGGUGAUGUUAGAGUACUACAAGCAGUUAGUGGACUGGAAUUAGUGGAUCAGGGUAUGGUUGAUUGCUUAGUGUUUCCACAAAACGGAGAAAGGCCACAUCCCAAUGAAUGUUCGGGUGGUGAUUUGGAUGGUGAUUUAUUUUUUGUGUGUUGGGAUAAGGAUCUUAUACCAACCACUAAUGAUCCAGCCAUGGACUAUUUAGGACGCAGGCCACGUAUCAUGGACCAUGAAGUAACGAUGGAGGAAAUCCAAGAAUUCUUUGUGGACUACAUGAUCAACGACAACUUGGGGGCCAUAUCGAACGCGCAUUUGGUCCUUGCAGACCGAGAAAAGAGCAAGGCCCGAAGCCCUAAAUGCAUUGAACUUGCAAAACUUCACUCUAUGGCCGUGGACUUUGCAAAGACUGGUGCACCAGCUGAAAUGCCGAGAUCCUUAAUGCUUAAAGAGUACCCUGAUUUCAUGGAAAGAGGCGAAAAGUCCACAUAUGCUUCACCAGGCAUACUGGGAAAGCUCUAUCGCCUUGCAAAAGAAGCAAGCAAUUCUCAGAGUUUCGAGUUGGUUUCGUCCAAAAAUGUUGCCUUACCUUUCUAUGACACCAACUUGUUAGCUAAGGGAUUUGAGGAGUUCAUUGAGCUUGCAGUGAAGCACAAGGAGGCAUAUGGACAGAAGUUGCAAGAAUUGAUGGACUACUAUGGUGCAGAGAGCGAGAGUGAGAUUCUGAGCGGAAAUAUAUCAAAGAAAUCAGGGUAUUUGCAAAGAGAUAAUAGAAAAUAUGGUGAAGUUAAGGACAGGAUAUUGAUUGCUGUGAAGAAUUUGCAGAGAGAAGCACAAGGCUGGUUCAAGAGUAGUUGUGAGCCUAACCAGAGUUCUAAAUUGGCAUCUGCUUGGUACCAUGUUACAUACCGCCCAGACCAUUUUUCGAAGGUUAAUUUCUUUAGCUUCCCAUGGAUUUUGGCUGAUGUGUUGCUUAACAUCAAGGCCUUCAAAAGCCAAAUGAGGUGAGAGAGGGCGUGAGCGAGAGAGAUUUGUUCAUUUAGGUGUGGAUAUGUAGAAGUUAUACAACAUUGUAAAGAGGGGGUUGUAGAUGCUAGAGAGAGAGAGAGAGAGAGAGAGAGAGAGAGAGAGAGAUACUUAAUUUUACUUCACUGUUCUACUUGU
Amborella trichopoda is the source of this 3668-nucleotide messenger RNA. RefSeq names its product RNA-dependent RNA polymerase 2 (gene RDR2). The record is from RefSeq and is a predicted model, not a curated record. Lineage: Eukaryota; Viridiplantae; Streptophyta; Magnoliopsida; Amborellales; Amborellaceae. Gene Ontology annotation, molecular function: RNA binding; RNA-directed RNA polymerase activity. Gene Ontology annotation, cellular component: nuclear RNA-directed RNA polymerase complex. Gene Ontology annotation, biological process: siRNA processing.